AUGAAGCGCGGUUUAGAGGAAGGCAACUCUGGCACCGAGAUGAGCCAGAUGCCCCAACCCGAAAAGCCCGAGACGCAAGCCGUGCUGCCUUACAUCCAUGAGUUCGACGAAGUGCAGAAGGAGCUGCUCGACAUCGACGAGGAGUGUGCGAAUCGUCAGAUCGAAAUUCAGCGCGAGUACGAUCGGAAGAAGCAACCGCACUUCCGGAGGCGCCAGGCAUGUGGGAUCAUCAAUAAGAUUCCUGGAUUCUGGGCAAGGGCCAUCCUACACCACCCUGCGCUCAGCUACCUCACUACGGCCGACACGCCCUUACUCGAGCUGCUGGAGAAGGUGGACUUGGAAGACAAUAUCGACAACAAUGGCUCCUACAAAGUCACGCUGACGUUCGGCGAGGACGCACGCGAGUACAUGGAACCGCUAGUGCUCACCAAGCACAUUAGGUUUUCGAAUAACAAGGAAGACGUUGUGGAGUGCACGGAGAUUCAUUGGAGACCAGGCAUGAGCCCUAUCGAUGUCGCAGUGAAAGCACGAUCUGACGAACGGUGCAUCGACUGGUCGCUGUUCGAAUGGUUUACCAAGGACGAGUGGGUAAAUAGACCUGAUUUCGGUGAGAUACUGCGCCGUGAGCUAUGGCACGCUCCGCUCGCAUACUACUUGGACACAGUAUCGGUGGACUUUGUCGACGACGAGUACGACAUGCUCGACGAAGAUGACGAUUGA
Molecule: messenger RNA, 720 nt
Organism: Babesia ovata
Lineage: Eukaryota; Apicomplexa; Aconoidasida; Piroplasmida; Babesiidae
Product: nucleosome assembly protein
Exons: 6
Coding region: 1-720 (239 amino acids)
Biological process (GO): protein tetramerization; nucleosome assembly
Cellular component (GO): chromatin; nucleus
Molecular function (GO): chromatin binding; histone binding
Source: RefSeq, a predicted model, not a curated record